UGCAUUUCGAUCGAGGGUAGAGAGAGAAAGCCACACACACACACACACAACAAGUGAUUUAGCCAUCAUAUAUAUCUUGAUGUUAAUGGAUAAAUCCCCUCCCACAAUCAUCUACAUCCUCCUCUUCCUCGCUACUCUCUUUUAUUACAUCUUCUCCAAAAAACACACGAAAAAGCAGAAAUCAUUGACACCAAAAGUGCCCCCAGGUUCAAUGGGCUGGCCUUACCUCGGAGAGACACUCGAGUUAUACUACAAAGACCCCAACAUCUUCUUCUCCGACAAGCAAAAAAGGUACGGCCAGAUCUUCAAAACCCACAUCCUGGGUUGCCCCUGCGUCAUGCUGUGCAGCCCGGAGGCGGCGCGCUUCGUGCUCCUCACCAACGCCCAUUUGUUCAAACCUACUUACCCAAAGAGCAAGGAGAAGAUGAUCGGCCCCGCCGCCCUCUUCUUCCACCAAGGCCAAUACCAUUCCCAAAUUAGAAAGCUCGUCGCCACCUCUCUUUCUCCGAACUCUAUCAAGAGAUUCAUUCCCGGGAUUCAAUCCACUGCCAUCUCCACUCUCCAUUCAUGGGCCACCACUCCCCACCCCAUCAACACCUUUCAACAAAUGAAGAAGUUCUCCUUUGAAGUGGGGGUUUUAGCUAUAUUUGGGGAGCUGGGGAGAGAGCACAAGGAGGAGUUGAAGAAGAAUUAUUGCAUAGUGGAUAAAGGCUACAACUCGUUCCCCACAAACCUACCGGGAACACCAUAUCACAAGGCUUUGAUGGCAAGAAAGAGGCUGAGCCAGAUUUUGGAGGAAAUAAUAAGCGAGAGAAAGGAGAAGAAGGUGUUGGAGAAUGAUCUGUUGGGGCAUCUUCUCAACUUCAAGAACGAAAAAGGGGAGACGCUGAGCGACGAUCAGAUCGCCGACAACAUCAUAGGAAUACUGUUUGCUGCUCAGGACACAACUGCAAGUGCAUUAACAUGGAUCGUCAAAUACCUAACCGAUCAUCCCAAACUAUUGCAAGCUGUUAAGUCUGAACACAAACCAAUCUACCUGGAAAAUAAAAAGGGAAACAAGGGCCUCACAUGGACUCAAACCAGAAGCAUGCCACUUACUUAUAAGGUGAUAUUAGAGAGCUUAAGGAUGGCAAGCAUUGUGUCUUUCACUUUCAGGGAGGCUGUGGCUGAUGUAGUAUAUAAUGGUUAUCUAAUUCCAAAAGGGUGGAAGGUGAUGCCGUUAUUCAGAAAUAUUCAUCACAAUCCUGAAUUUUUCAAUGAACCACAAAAUUUUGACCCCUAUAGAUUUGAGGUUGCUCCGAAACCCAAUACAUUUCUGCCAUUUGGCACCGGGGCCCACUCCUGCCCGGGAAAUGAGCUGGCAAAGCUUGAAAUUCUGAUCUUGGUUCAUCAUCUGGUCAACGAAUUGAGGUGGGAAGUGGUUGGCUCACAAGAUACGGUGGAAUAUAGCCCGUUUCCGGUUCCUCGUAACGGGCUAAGGGCCCGAUUUUGGAAGGAGCCCAACACCCAAGAAAAUUGACGUUUAAAAGUUAGAAAUUAAACAAGUACAAAAAUAGUACCUAACAAAUUAAAUAAGUGUUACUAUUAGCUAUGUACCCCAGAACCCUUUGUAAUUUUUAGAAUUUACCAAGGGUUCAAUAUUAAUGUAUUAUGCUCAUAGGGUUUUUUAUUUUCACAACUUGGUGAUUUUUUUCUGCAAGUCUUGCACUUGUUUGUACACGAUAUAUAUUAAUAUGAAAAUUUAAUGAUACUAUAUUUUUAGUACAA
Molecule: messenger RNA, 1767 nt
Organism: Salvia miltiorrhiza (redroot sage)
Lineage: Eukaryota; Viridiplantae; Streptophyta; Magnoliopsida; Lamiales; Lamiaceae
Product: abscisic acid 8'-hydroxylase 4
Exons: 8
Coding region: 80-1519 (479 amino acids)
Biological process (GO): sterol metabolic process
Molecular function (GO): (+)-abscisic acid 8'-hydroxylase activity; heme binding; iron ion binding
Source: RefSeq, a predicted model, not a curated record